AUGACGAUGAUGUCAGAUCUUCCAAGGGAAUUGGAAGAGGAGAUUCUCUCGAGAGUUCCUCUGAAGUCAAUGAGAUCAGUGAGAUCAACUUGCAAAAGAUGGGACACUUUAUCCAAAAACCACACAAAGGAAGGGGAGUCUUACGUGAUUGUCAAGGUAAAUUACGAUGUUUAUCUAAUGAGUGUUGUCAUCAACGACGUUUUUCCAACUAUAGAGCCUAAAGGCAAACUUACUUGCCUUGACGAACAAGUCAAAGUCAAGAUAUUUCAAGUCCUUCACUGCGAGGGUUUAUUGUUAUGCGUCUUGAGAAGCGAUUCUAGGCUUGUGGUUUGGAAUCCGUAUUUAGGGCAAACAAGGUUUAUAACACCCAGAUAUUAUUCUGACCUCGCACGAGGCCUACAGGAGAGGUAUACGUACGCUCUUGGAUACGUGAAUAAGAAUAACAAAUCUUGUCGUAGCCACAAACUCUUGAGGUUUAUAGACCUCGGCAGUGCAGCCAACCGCUUUGCGUGGUAUGAAAUGUACGAUUUUGACUCUGAUUUAUGGAUGACUCUUGAUGUCACUCCACACUGGCGUAUAUCACAUUUAAACUCCUUUGGGGUUUCUCUCAAGGGAACCACUUACUGGCGUGUUAGAGAACAGAACUCAUAUCACUUGGUUUGUUUUGAUUUUACACGCGAGAGAUUUGGGCCGCUUCUGCAUAUACCGCCGUUUAACGCUUCGGAUGUAGACACGGUGAACAUAUCUUGUGUUAGAGAAGAGAAGCUUGGGGUUUUACUUGAGCAUGAGGGAUCAAAUGAGAUUGAGAUAUGGAUUACGACUAAGAUUGAGGCCGGUAAGUUGUCGUGGAGAAAGUUCUUGACUGUGGAUAAGCGGUCAGUCGUUGACUAUACGAUUUCAUUUUAUAAAAGGAGCUUCUUAAUCGACGAGGAGAAGAAACUCGCUGUGGUUUUCGAUGACAAUGGCUUUGGCCGUAAGAGAAUUAUUAUCUUUGGAGAGGCUGGAGACGUAAGGGAAGUGGAUCUCGAAGUCGGCACAGGGUGUUGGUCACAAAUAUGCUAUUAUGUUCCAAGUUUAGUGCAAUGCAUCAAGAAACCUCCAGGAGGCAAAAGGAAAAGACAAAGCGAUUUAGAAACGCGUCGAUAUGAUGAGAAAAUGUCGAAACUUGUCGCACUUGAAAAAGCGAAUCAAGAAGCAAGAAGGGAUGAAGAUAAUUAUUAUUAUGUCUAG
Messenger RNA from Microthlaspi erraticum, 1230 nucleotides. Lineage: Eukaryota; Viridiplantae; Streptophyta; Magnoliopsida; Brassicales; Brassicaceae. The record is from the annotation of a GenBank genome assembly.